Colletotrichum spaethianum is the source of this 1068-nucleotide messenger RNA. RefSeq lists its product as uncharacterized. The transcript has 2 exons. Lineage: Eukaryota; Fungi; Ascomycota; Sordariomycetes; Glomerellales; Glomerellaceae. The record is from RefSeq and is a predicted model, not a curated record. The coding region runs from base 1 to 1068 and encodes 355 amino acids.
AUGUCUAGACCAUCCACCCGCCCGCCACGGUCACUAUGGCUCUUUCUUUUCCUUGCCAUCGCCUCCACGGUGCUGGCUUCGGCACCCUUGAUAGAUGCGCUCCCGGCUCAAAUCACUGCUCCUGCAGUCAUGCCCCCUAUGGAUGCCCUCGUCAUGGACGACCGCACACCCACCAUGAUCAAGGGCCGCUGGACCAUGGUCCCGCCCGAGUACAACGAGCUGAAGAAGCGAGAAGAGGAGGGUAUCACACUUACGCCGAGCACCACCGGAACGGCAACCGUCCAGCCCACAACGCUGACCGUCUCUGUGACGGUUCCCGCUGCCACGGUGGACGUUUCAUCGCCGCUGCCCUCGCCCUUCGACACCAGUCUCGCCUUCAACUUCACCAGCAACGACGGCGCCUCAUGCCCCCGCUUCAUCAACUCGCUCCUCACCAACCAGAACUUCAAGAAAUGCUACCCGCUCUCGAUGCUGCUUCAAGGCUCGAACUCCUUUUUUGAAGCGGAAAAGCAGCUUGUGAGCAUCGUGCGUGUGCUGGACGCCACCUGCAGCGCCGACAUCGACUACUGCACCGAGUUCCUCAACGGCGUGGCCGGCAACCUCACUUUGGACGCCAACUGCGGCUCCGACUACGAGAGCGGCAACCCUAUCGUGAUGCAGACCUACCUCGGCUUGAAGGCUUAUGAGAUGUUGUAUAAGGCUACCUGUCUUACCGACCCUGACACGUCAAUGUACUGCUUCGCCAACGCCGUCACCAACCUUACCACGCCCUCCAACGUCUACUUUUACUACCUCCCGCUCAACAUGACUCUGCCCGCCAGCGCGAACCCCACCUGCGGUUCGUGUAUCCGCCAGACCAUGGAGAUCUACCAGACCUUCACUACGAACCGCAAACUCGCCAUCGCGUCAACAUACGAGGACGCCGCCAAGCAAGUCAAUACAUUAUGUGGCCCCGAGUACGUCAACGACACACUCCUGGCCGCCGUCAGCACGGCGGUGCUGUCAGCGCCUUCGUGGGUUCUCACGACAACGACACUAGCGCUGGCUGUGGCCUAUAACUUUGUGUAG